UAGAUACUAUGAUCUCUAGUCAUUGUCUGGAAUUGGUAGUAAGCCCUGGUCCACGUAAAAUAUACAUGGCUGCAUCACCAUCACAAGAACAGAAAGAAGCAAAGAAAAACCUUAUCCAACGCCGAUGACUAUCAUCACCCUCCCCCUCUCCCUCCCUUGCUCCAAUCCCUUCAUCUCCCUCUCUUCUUAUCCAAAACGAAUCAGAUUUAAUCCCCAAUCCUCUUCACAGUUCUCUCCCAUCACUUCCUCCCCAUCACCGCCGUCCCUCCCCAAAACCGGAGUCAUUGUCAUUGGCGCUGGACUCGCCGGGCUCGCCGCUGCCACCCACCUCAACUCCAAAAACAUCCCCUUCCUCCUCCUCGAAGCUUCCGACGCCAUCGGCGGCCAAUCUCUCAACCUCCAAAAGUUCUACUCCGGCGCCCGUAUUUUCUAUGAUGGUCAGUUUCACACCGUCGCUGACCCCCUCCGCCACUUCUUGGACUCCGCCAGGUCCCUCGCCAACCCAAUCGGAUCCCUCGUCGAUAAGCUCCUCAUUGGAUCCACUCGAAUUGGAGUCCUCACCAGAUCUGACGAAGAUAUUCUAUCCGCAGAGGAGGUUCCCACCAUCGAACUUCUGAAGAAGCUUGGAUUUUCCGAUUCAAUUAUCGGGCGAUUCUUCCGCCCCUUUUUCGGUGGAAUCUUCUUUGAUAGAGAGCUCCAAACGACGUCGCGCUUGUUUGACUUCAUCUUCAAGUGCCUUGCCCUCGGGGACAACACUAUCCCUGCGAACGGCAUAUCGGCGAUUCCGGAGCAGCUGGCAGCCAGGUUGCCGUCCGGCUCAGUCCUCCUGAACUCGAAGGCCGUUUCUGUCGAAAUCGACGGCUUCGUAUUGCCUAGCGUGAGGUUGCAGAGCGGCGAGGUUUUGACUAGCGAGCUUGGUGUUAUCGUGGCGGUUGAAGAACCGGUAGCGGCUCAGUUAUUGGCGGGAAGGAACGGUCCGGUUCCGAAAAAACCCGCUCGUAGCACGGUUUGUAUUUAUUUUAGUGCGAACCGGGAUGAGAUACCGGUUAGUGAUCCGGUUCUGUUUCUGAAUGGGUCGGGUAAGGGGAUUGUGAAUAACAUGUUCUUUGCGACCAACGUGGCUCCAUCAUAUGGACCACCCGAUAAGGCUCUGAUUUCAGUAUCCCUGAUUGGGCUAUUUGAGGGUGAGACUGAUGAUGAACUAGCGAAUAAGGUGGUCCAAGAGCUCUCGGGUUGGUUUGGAGAGAGAGUGGUUCGUGAGUGGAAGUACUUGAGGACUUACCGGGUCGGAUUUGCCCAACCCAAUCAGUGCCCGCCCACGGAUCUUAGUAAGAACCCGAGAAUUGAGUCCGGUUUGUAUGUUUGCGGUGACUAUUUGACGUCUGCCACGUUUGAUGGCGCUUUGGUCUCUGGGAGGAGAGCUGCAGAGUGUUUGUUGAAGGAUAGGGCCUUAACUCCGCCUUAAGAAUAUUGUACAUUUACAAUUAUCAGAGAUAAUUAUAUUUGGACAGAAAAUGAAUUUGUUAGCUGUCUUUUUUGGUAUCUUUAUCAUGUUUAGAUCUAUUGUAGCCAUCCAUAUGCAAUAUAACAAAAAAUGAAGGAGCCGCACCUUAUGCUUUUAGCU
Molecule: messenger RNA, 1624 nt
Organism: Arachis duranensis
Lineage: Eukaryota; Viridiplantae; Streptophyta; Magnoliopsida; Fabales; Fabaceae
Molecular function (GO): oxidoreductase activity
Source: RefSeq, a predicted model, not a curated record